This is a messenger RNA of Salvelinus fontinalis (brook trout), 5466 nucleotides long. Its product is annotated as isthmin-2-like. Bases 760 to 1905 code for a protein of 381 amino acids. The transcript has 5 exons. Lineage: Eukaryota; Metazoa; Chordata; Actinopteri; Salmoniformes; Salmonidae. The record is from RefSeq and is a predicted model, not a curated record.
AGAGAGAGAAGCAGCGACGACUGUAGAUGACAAACGGCUUUUCUCAAGCAGUCAAAGAAGAGGUUCCUUACAACAGGCACAGCAGAGCGCAUGCGAGCAUAUUUGAGUUAGCAGCAGUUACGGUUAGAGAAAGUUACUUAUUAAAACUCGGGAUAAACUCAAGUCCAUGUAUUUCAAAGGAGUAUACUAUAAGGUUGCAAUAGCAGGACCGAAGAAGCGUGUACGGAAAGCGAGCAAGUAAGGAGACGAAGCGUCUUUGGAGAGUGUAAAGUCAAUGAAGGAUAGGUAGGCAACAUAGCUACCAGCCGAUAGCCUGAUCUAGUUCUGAACGGUUUUGAUACAAGACUAAGACUGGAUAUUGGCGGGAGAAGAGCCAACGGGAAUUAAUGAUCACAGUGCAACAUAUUUUAAGUAACCUUUGAGCGUCAACGUUGGAAGUGGCCUAAUGGCGCAUUUGGGGAGCAAAGAGCACCGACGAGACGCAUCAAAUUGGUUCCAAAUUCAGCUCCAGCUCUGAAAGCUGAGUUCACUUUCAAACAACAUUGGAUUAAGAAUCGUAUAUCGCAAAGUCUUACAUAUUGAUUUUGGAUUUAUAUUGAUUAUAUUUAGGCUAUGGGCCAGACUCGAGGGUUCUGAAAACGUGUCCAGCACGCCGAGCGGCUUCUAAAUAUCUGCUGUUGCUUUCCACACCGACCAAAGCAUCGCAACACCAGCAAACACCGACGAAACCAACAGCUGUUGUCCCAACUUGGAAAAGACAUGCAGAAAAUGCACAGGAAGGUUAACCUACUGUGGGUAGUCUUCUUGACGAUGACUCAGGUGUCAAUCAAGAGCUUCCCCACCAACAGUCAAAAAAGUGCAGUCCCCAAGGACAGGAGCACUGCGUCCACGGAGGCGAUAUCUCAGGCUAGCCCGGGUGGCGAUGUGGGUGAGACUCUGGAGGACCUCCAGCAGCAGAAUCAGCUCCAGAGCCUGGCAUCAUCCAACCCAUCCUCCCAGAGACCCCGACGCCGGGGCUGGUCCCAGGGGGUUCUGCCCAAACCAGAACCAGAGGAGGACACAGAACCCUUCAUCCUGGACCUCAGGAACUUCCCUGAGCUGGCCAACGCAGACCUGGGAUCUCACAACCCUAAUAUACAGUCCGUCCCUCUUUCCCCCCUUUCUCAUCCCUCCAUCUCAGAGUACGAGGAGGAGGAGUGGAGCGUCUGGUCUCCAUGCAGCGUCACCUGUGGCCACGGCAACCAGAAGCGUAUCCGUUCAUGUGGUUACGCGUGCACGGCGACCGAGUCCCGGACCUGUGACCUGGACAGAUGCCCAGAUGACCUGUUAGCAGUGACUGAGCUGAUACCUCUGGAGACAACAAAUGGCACUGACUCCCUCGACACAAACGUGGACAGCUGUGACAAGUGGCUGAGCUGUAAGAACGACUUCCUCCAGAAGUACCUCCACCAGGUGCUGACCGAACUACCCAGCUGCCCCUGCUCCUACCCGUCCGAGGCCGUCUACAGCGCCGUCAACAUCUUCGACAAGACGCUGCGUAAGACCUACCGCUGGCGCGACGCCUCCGGCCCCAAAGAACGCCUGGACAUCUACAAGCCGUCCGCUCGCUUCUGCACACGCUCCAUGCUCUCCUUCGACAGCACCACGCUGGCCGCGCAGCACUGUUGCUACGACGACCACGUGAAGCUGAUCACGCGGGGGAAAGGGGCGGGCGCGCCAAACCUCAUCAGUACGGAGUUCUCGCCGGAGCUGCAUUACAAAGUGGACGUGCUGCCCUGGAUCCUGUGUAAAGGGGACUGGAGCCGCUUCCACUCUGUGAGACCGCCCAACAACGGGCUGCAGUGUGCCCACAACCCCACAGAGGACGUGUACCAGGCUGAGCUAGAGGAGGCUCGUGAGUUCUGAGGGAGGAGAUGGGGAGGAGUACUGAGAUCCUGCGUGGGGAGAGAGACACAUGGUUCCAAUGGCUCUAUUGGAUUCGGGCAUGGGCCACAUACUGAAUAUAUUGUGUAAACUAUCAGUUGCUUCGGAUGAAAGGAGACCUGGAUAUUCCCUCCCUCUUAUUCAGUGUUUGGUCACAUUGCGGCACAGAGUUUGGUGAAUACCGAAAUGUUACAUUUUUCUAGUCAGGCAACCCGGCAGCCACCCAUCCAAAAUGGAGUCAAGUUGAAUACUCUUAUCUGGUGUGCGUGGGAAAACUCUAUGAGCGUCACGUCUUAAUGGCGCGUUGUUAUGACAUCAUCACCAUCAAGCAUUCCCUCAUUGGAUGACUCAUCAGAAUCCACCUGCCAAUUGGAAUAUGCUUUCCCAUGGAUGACUUACUGUGGUGUUACGGGAAGAGAAAAAACAACUAUUUUCUAACUGGUAAUUUAUUGCUUGUGAAAGUCCAGAUUUUGGAGAGCGUUUUUUUGGGCUACACUCAAAAAACAAGGAAAAAAAACACUGGUUUGGGAAAUUUUAAAGAGGGAGAGACUGCAAUGAGAUUGUCCUAGUUCUCUCUGACACCCCUCAACCCACCACCCCAUAGACUCACAUGUGCUGCUGCUAUUGAGAAAAGGGAUGGGGGGAUGGGUACAGGGGGAUGGGAUAGCUCAGUGGUUUCCAUGGGCUGCUCCAGAACCCCUGAGGGAACAUGGAGGAACAUGGAUAGUGUAUUUAUUGGACUCAUAUUGGGCCUGUAUUGUAUUUACUCAAAUACUCGGAUGUCUCAUGAAAGGAAUUCCUGUCAAGCUGCUAAAAUGGGGAUGAAUUCAACACAGAAUGUUAGUUGUUGUUUGUCUUAGACUUGAAGCUCUCUCUCACAAUCUCUGUCUUCUUUCUAUCCAGCUCUCUCUCUCUCCAUCUCUCUCUAUUUCUCUCCCCAACGCUCUCUCUCUCUCCUGGUCCAACUCCAGUCGGGGGGGAAAAAAACAGAAUGAUCAAGCACAGCCCCAAGAUGCAUUGUGCUUUUCUUACUUUCUUAUUUCAUGUCAAGCCACAUAUUUCUUUGGAGAUGUUGACCCCUAGAACUCUAUUGUGUCAUUCAGCCAGUCAUAUCCAGUAUCAGAGGACCAGAUACUCAUCCUCCUGAGCCAUUUGGCCGUAAUGCUCCGUCAGAUAAAGUUGCACUGGGUCAUGGUUAGCUACUCCUGGGGGAAACAUAAAAAUACAUUGUUGAAACCUUGAAGGUCUCUCUGUCGCUCUCGCUCUCUUUCUCUCUCUCAUCGACAGACACGCCGCUUGUUUUCCAUCCAAAGGAUUGCCCCAUCGUUUAAUCUGAUCCAUAAUUGAACCGUAUGGAGAUGUUUUCCUUUUAUCGCCUGUUAACACGUCACGGUGUUGCAUUCCUCGCAACCCGAGACACUCGUAGAUGUGCCGGCGGAGAGGGAGAGAGGAAAAGACUUGGUAGGGGAGCUUGAAAGGAGAGAGAUACUUGGACUCUCUAGGGGUGAGGGGGAGGAUGGAGUGAGGCUGGAGGUAGAAGUGAAGGUGCAGGAGAGGGGUGUCUGGGCUCAGUUGAUGCAUGGAGGUCCUUUCUCCAGAGAGGAGUGGGAGUUGAGCAGAGAGACAUCUCUGUAAACAGUGGAACCCUUUGAAGAGCUCUCCCCUUCACUGGUGUCCAAGACCUGCUGCCUCUCCACCCUGUCUUGUUGCCCGGUGUUGUUUUAAGGUCUUAAUCCUGGCUAUCAGACUGAGUGCCAUUGAGAGAGGUUGAGGCUGAACACAUCCUGAAAGAAUAGUGUUGAUGGACAGCGCUGCUGCUCCACACUGCAAUGACAACAGUAGAAACAACACACAACCUUUGGUGUUUCACACUCAGUCACUCUCUCUCUUAUUUUUACAUUUGAGUAAUUUAGCAGAUGCUCUUAUCCAGAGCAACUUACAAUACAAUCUUUAUACUUUUUCAUUCUGGUCCCCCAUGGGACAUGAAUCCACAACCCUGGCAUUGCAAGAGCUAUGCUCUACCAACUGAGCCACUCGGGACUUAUCCUCUCCUUCCCUUUUUUUAUACUCUAAUUGCAGCCAGGUCACCCGUGAUACAAGUCAAUGUUCGAUGUCCAUCCACAUCUGACGAUGUCGGGAAAUUGUGUGUAAACCGGCCACUAGGAGCAAUAGUGAGCACUGUUACCUUCAAGUAGGUUUUGGUUUUUGCUGUGGUGUUGUGGACGGGGAUUGGGUGUAAUCAUCUGCCUCUGAUUUCAAAGGUUGCAAGUUCAAAACCAGCAAUGGAAAGUAUUUUUGUUUUAAAGGGUAUCCCAAACCUUCAACCUUACCUUAACCAUUCAGAGUUACUGCCUAACCUAAGAAUUUGGAGUUAAUGCCUAAGCUUAACCGCUAAGCUUAAAAAUGUGGAGUUAAUGACUAAACUUAACCUUAAACACACAAAUUUGACAUUUGGAACAACUUCUAAAUUUGACGUUUAAGAAACAUGGAUGAAAGUCUAAUUCUGACGUGAGACUGUGGGAGCUGGUAGCUUGCUCCUUUUCUCCUUCCCUCGCUCUCUCUCUCCCUCGCCCUCAUCCAUGCCCAUUCAUAGCUGGCUCAAGUUGGCAUAGGGGAAUUCUCUGUAGGUUGUCAUCAGGCCAUCACUAAAGACAAACACAGACACACACACACACACACAGAGUCAGGCAGCCCUCCAGUAUUCCCUCAACAUCCUGCACUCUGCCAUAUCGAAGCCAGUUAAGCGAAUAGCGUUUAGAAACUUCACAGAGAUCCCAAUUCAUCAAGAUGCCAAUCACAAUAAGAACAGAGAGGGCUGUAGUAGUUGGACUCAGACACACUGACGAACAUAAUAUGAGAAGAGCGUUACAGCCUCUGGUAUGAACACCGUUUUUUCCCCCCUCAAAUUCUCUCAGAUGAAACAGCAGUAUGACAUGCGUUCUCCUUCAUCUGUUGAGACACGGUGCUGGUAACAUUUGUCCACAUUCUCUGAUCAAAGCCUUGCCAUUUUUCACCCUUUUUUUCCCCUAACCCCCCCCUUCGGAGGACACAAAUAUAUUUUCGUUUUUUUACAGCAUUUUUGCUACUUAUACAUACAUUGUACAUAUAGAUUUUUACAUACGUGGUACUUUUAUAUACAGCAAUCACAUAACAAUAAUACAUUACCGAACAUGAGCUCUUUAAUCCCACCCCUCGGCCACUCUCAGCCCAUCCCACCUAUCACCGCAGACCACCCUCGUUUGGUUUUCAUGUGCCAUAGAUUUUUUCAAUUGUGCCGUGUUGUUUCACAUGGAUUUUGAACAUUUUAAUCACAUAGUAUCCAAAGCCUUGUCAUUGAAUGCGAUGUGUUCCUAUGGACUCAAACUGCCUCGAGCAUCACAUUGUUGCUUCAUAUCACUACCAAACACACAGUCAAGUGAACACAGACAAAGUAAUGCUGGUGAUUCAUAUGAGGAGUGUACGUUGGGAUAUGACCAGUUAACCAUCCACAGUCCCUGGAAGAUAUCAAUUACUUCAUGCCAGACACAGUCAGAAUGGACUCAA